CUUUUUUAGAGAGCAGAAUGGAUCAAAUUCAUGGGAGCAUAUGCAAAUGAAGAAGCUAGAGCCAAUCAAGUGUAUUCUAAGAUUAAGGAGAACUAUUUGUGCUUGGCUAACAUCACAAACAAUCGAACAUCCUUUAAACCAAUAGUAGCAUGGAUGAAGUAUUCUGAUGGCGUUUGGGCUUUUUCAAAGAACGCGUAUAAGUUGAAGUAUGUGGAAGAUGCUGGUGGAGAAAAGCUUGAUGCAAACAAGAACUCUUAUAAUGUCUCUGAUCCUGAUGAUCUGGACGAACUGCAUGCCAUCUUAUGUACUGUGGAAGUGGUGAUUGAUGAAACAUUAACUUUUGAUCCAUUCAACUAUACAGUAUCAACAUUUCUCCAAAAUUUGAAAGUUGAAGAUCAUUCUUGUUUCUCCUUUCUCACAAAUACAAGCUUAUGGAGACAUGACAAAAGGAUUCAAAAUAAUGCAACUCUGGACUGGUUCAAUGGAGGAGUCUCUCAACCUCAAUUGGUACUAGCCGAUCUUAUUGAAGUUUUAUUUCCCACUGGAAAUUACAGCACAACAUACUUCAGGAAUCUCGCAAAGGGAGAAGGACCUUCAGAUAUUGGUUCUGAAACGUGUGAGAGGGACGCUUCCAUUGCAUUGGAACCUACAAUAGUAGCCUGCGGAUGAUUGUGUUUCUGCUUCAAAGAUAGGUCUUUUUGGUUAAUACUAUUCUUUUUAAAUUUGAUUUUCAAAAUAUAGGAUAUAUACAUUUUUUUCGUUAUUGUUAUGUUUUUUGCACUUAUCACAGCAUAUACCUAAAGGCUAGAAUGUAACAUCGUUUUCCUCAAUCAGAUGACAAUAGUGAACUAUUUUCUAUCCUCCA
Messenger RNA from Prosopis cineraria, 865 nucleotides. RefSeq lists its product as uncharacterized. The transcript has 7 exons. NCBI's taxonomy places the organism in Eukaryota, Viridiplantae, Streptophyta, Magnoliopsida, Fabales, Fabaceae. Bases 31 to 669 code for a protein of 212 amino acids. The record is from RefSeq and is a predicted model, not a curated record.